Messenger RNA from Plasmodium cynomolgi strain B, 2633 nucleotides. RefSeq lists its product as hypothetical. The transcript has a single exon. The record is from RefSeq and is a predicted model, not a curated record. The annotation marks the transcript as partial. NCBI's taxonomy places the organism in Eukaryota, Apicomplexa, Aconoidasida, Haemosporida, Plasmodiidae.
AUGAAGGCUGCUGACCACAUGAAGGCUGCUAACCACAUGAAGGAUGCUAACCAUAUGCAGACUGCUAACCACAGGAAGGCUGCCACCCCCCUGCGCAAGCUGGACGAUAUGCUCAAGUGCGACCCCUCGAAGAAACACAGGAGAAAAAACAAAGCGCGCGAGCAGCAUGUGGAGAAGGAAGUCAACAAGAAGUACCUGAACAGAACAAAGCAGAUUGGCCGGAAAUACAUCGAGCAGGUGAUGAACGAAUGUGAUGUAGACGACAUUACAGAAGACUGGGAGAGCUUGCUCAGAGGAGGAAUGCCAAAUGAUAUGAAAGGAUCUCCCAUUAUGAGGAACGAAAAAAAAGAUAUCGAAUUCACCCCUGUGUGUAACGCAGAAAUAGAUCCUGUGGCAUGCAAAGUGAAGGGAGAAAAUUUGUACCAAGGAACAGCGGGCGUAUUGAACGAAGUGGUAAUAGAGACGGUUAGCAAAACAGGGGAAUGUAUUUACGUGGAGAAUUACAAAUUUGAAGCGUAUGUGAAGGAAAGGGAAAAAGUGGACCAAUUGAAUUACCAAAAGGACCAUACAGAAGAGGACAACCGAUAUGACUUGUACAUACGAAACUCUUUGUAUAAUAAAUUCCAAAGAGAAAAACAUCAGACGUUAAUUAGUUCGGAUCAUAAUAGGUAUAAUAUUAAUGCUAACUUUGCAAAUUACAAAUAUGUGGGGUGUGAAGAGAGGGAAAUGUCCCUUUUGGGAGGCACAAAAAGGGAUGGGCCUCGUAUGGUUGGUGUUACUGAGGGGAAGAAGGUGCAAAGUGGCUCUCCUCGUCGUUCCCCUGCUAGACGUAGCGGUAGGGAUAAAAGGGGGGCAAACACUUUCAUCAUAGAAGGACCCUCUCCUCAUGUAAACAACAACAUGGAGAAUCAAACAAUGAGAGAAGGAUAUUUAUUCGAUUCCGAGAUGUACGAUUGUGAAAACGUAAAACUGACACAAAAUAGUUUCAAGUGCAACGUUAGUGAUUUAAAAAAUGGGACCUACAUUGUGACGUAUAACUUGGGAAGGUGCGGCUACUACUACUUGUCUAUAUUUUGCAAAAAAAAGACCGUUGGGAAUUCGCCCUACCUCAUUUGCAUAAAGCCGAACGUGGCUUACGCCCCCAACUGUGUGGUGUACAAAAGGGUGAGCGGUAGGAUGGUCUUCCCGGCGAUCAAAAGGGGGGCAGGAAAAAGAGAGCGGAAAUUACCCACGCGUGAAAGGUUCAACCGCAUCUAUAACGAUUCCCUACGCGCAAACUCGUUUGACUUAGCCCACUCCCAUGUUUGCGAAUCGGGCGCGGGCAGUAGUAGUGACAGCGGCAGCGGCAGCGAGCGACAGCGCCACGGGGGGGGAGAAGAAGAGGAAGAGGGAGAAGAGGAAGAAGGAGAAGACGAAGAGGGAGACGACGAAGAGGGAGACGACGAAGAGGGAGACGACGAAGAGGGAGACGAAGACAACCCCUCCAUGCACAUCUUGAAAUGCGACGACGAGAAGCACAAGCAGUAUGAUAACUUCUUCAUCCAGAGUUACGACGCCUACAGGAAUGCCAUCCCCGAAGGAGGCGACUCGUUUGAGGCGCACGCCCUGGGAGGGGUUAAAAUCGUUAGGGUGAACGACCUACACAAUGGCUCGUAUGAAGUUAUAUACUCCUACAUAAGGUCAAACAGUGCAGCAGAUGAAGAGGAAGAAGGCCCCAUCCCAUACAGACAAAUAAACGUGACACUAAAUGGAUUGCACGUGAAGGGCUCUCCCUUUAAAAUUGUUCACAAAAAUGACAAACAAAUUGGCUACUUACAAAGAAUAAAAUACCUACUGCCCAUAGAUGAAGUGAACCCGGUAGACCCUCUACACAGUCUGCACAGUAUAAUGCAGUCCUACCGAUACGUGAAGGAAAACUACCUCGAUGAGAAGCAAGAAAAAUAUUUUAUACAACUGAAUCCGUACUACGAGAAGGAAGAACUGAACAAAUUACUUCGCAAGGUAGACCCCAAUAUGGUGUCCCUCAUGUCAAUACCCUUACGCCAACAACUACUUAAUCACGUGAUGCAUUUAAAUAACGAUAGCAAAAUGGUUAAGUUGAAACAGGUCCUUUUGAAAGAACUUUUCGUGACCCUGGGGAAGAUGGUGAAUUGCGCAAAUAGCUACUUUGAUGAGGUGGCAAAGGACAAGGUGAGCCUUUUGCAGGACAGACGGACACAGGAUGUGAGCAUCCGAGAAGCUAAUCUGAUGUAUGAAUCUUUGAAGGAGAAGAAUAUCCACUCGUUGCCUUUCGAUUUUGCCAUUAAGGAUAUGAAACUGUACGAAGAGAAAUUGGUUCUUAAGAAGAGGGAGCUACUAGAGAAGCAGACUAAGCUGAUAAACAGAUACAACUCCAUUAGAUGUAAGGAGAAGAAAUUUUACGAGGACAGGGAGGAUAUCACAACCCAGCUGACCCAGAAGUAUGAGCUGCACCAAGCCAUAUACGACAAUUCGCAGAGGGCUCUGAUUCACACCAACAGCGCCUUGAAGAAAAUUACCAUUGCCAAUAUUAAGCGAAACUGCUCCGUGGAACGCGGUGUGCUCGGAGGCAAGGUGGGUCCUGACGCGACCGCGGCGGGUUUGAAGCGGCUAUU